UGGGGAUGGUGGCGAGUGCCCCCCGAGUGAGGCGACACCUGGGGCCGGGGCGCGCGUGAGGCCCGCCCGCCGCCCGGUCCCGACACACCAGACACGCGGGAGCGGGCCAGGGGUGCGAACGCGCGCCGCCAUCGCGGGGGCUCCGCCCGGGACGCGGCAGGAGCGUCCCUGGGUGCCUGCGCAGCUGGGUCUGAUGAGCCCGGCCCAGAGGGCCUCACCUCCACCUCCUUGCUGGACCUCCUGCUGCCCACUGGCCUGGAGCCCCUGGACUCAGAGGAGCCCAGUGAGGCCAUGGGCCUGGGAGCCGGCCUGGGAGCCCCUGGCUCGGGCUUCCCCAGCGAAGAGAGCGAAGAGUCUCGGAUCCUGCAGCCCCCGCAGUACUUCUGGGAGGAAGAGGAGGAGCUGAACGACUCCAGCCUGGACCUGGGUCCCACUGCAGAUUACGUCUUCCCAGACCUCACCGAGAAGGCAGGUUCCGUGGAAGACGGUGGCCAGGCCCAAGAGCUACCGAGCCUCCCCUCGGGCUUGCCCAAGAUGAAUCUCGUUGAGCCCCCCUGGAGUAUGCCUCCUGAAGAGGAGGAGGAGGAGGAGGAGGAGGAGGAGAGGGAAAAGGAAGAGGAGGAGGAGGAGGAGGAGGAGGAGGAAGAGCUGCUUCCCGUGAGCGGCUCCCAAGAAGAAGCCAAGACUCCUACCCACGACGCUCCUCCCACCAGCAGCCGCCAGACACCAGGGGCCACCACACCCAGGCCCGAAGGCCCCGGGGACCAGGCCUCGUCAGGCGCGGAGGUGGAGAACAGCGUGGAACCCAGCCUGUCACCACCCUCUGUGACCCCGAGUUCACUGACCCUGGGGGAUCGGGACUUCACCAGCCAGGAGGCAGGGGCCACGAUGCUGCCAGCUGCGGGGCUUGGGGUGGAGUUUGAGGCUCCCCCAGAAGCCGCGGAGGAGGCCACUGUGGGGGCAGCUGGGAUGGCUGGCAGGCCAGGGGCAGAGCUGGCCUCGGCGCCGUUCCCUCAUACCGGAGCUCCCAGUGGGGCUGAGGCCCUCGAUGAAGGUCACCCUCACCCGAGGACCCCAGCCUCUUUCCCACUGGCCCCCCGAGAUGUGGAGCCCACGCCCUCCUCUGCUUCCUCGGGCCCAGAAGAUCUCAGCCAGCAGCCGCAGCCGCAGCCAGGGCAGGCGGUGGAAGCGCCAUCCAGAAUACCCUGGGACUCCACUCAGGUGAUCUGCAAGGACUGGAGCAAUCUGGCUGGGAAGAGCUACAUCAUCCUGAACAUGACUGAGAACAUAGACUGCGAGGUGUUCCGGCAGCACCGGGGCCUGCAGCUGCUGGCCCUGGUGGAGGAGGUGCUGCCACGUCACGGCAGCGGCCACCACGGGGACUGGCACAUCUCCCUGAGCAAGCCCAGCGAGAAGGAGCAGCACCUUCUGAUGACGCUGGUGGGCGAGCAGGGGGUGGUGCCCACGCAAGAUGUCCUUUCCAUGCUGGGCGACAUCCGCAGGAGGCUGGAGGAGAUUGGCAUCCAGAACUAUUCCACCACGAGCAGCUGCCAGGCACGGGCCAGCCAGGUGCGCAGUGACUACGGGACGCUCUUUGUGGUGCUGGUGGUCAUCGGCGCCAUCUGCCUCCUCAUCAUCGCGCUCGGGCUGCUCUACAACUGCUGGCAGCGCCGCCUGCCCAAGCUCAAGCACGUGGUGAGCGUCCGCGCGCGCCGGAGGGGGGCGGGAGGCCAGGAUGCCGGGAGAGCCAGCCAGUUCACGGAGAUGAUGCUCAGCUGUGUGGGGCCGCCCUCAGGGCCAGCAGCGGAGUCGCACGGCGAGGAGCUGCGCUUCGUGGAGAGCGGCUGCCACGACAACCCCACGCUGGACGUGGCCAGCGACAGCCAGUCGGAGAUGCAGGAGAAGCCGGCCAGCCUCAACGGCGGCGCCACCGUCAACGGCCCGGGCAGCUGGAGCGCGCUCAUGGGGGGCAAGCGGGACCCCGAGGACUCGGACGUGUUCGAGGAGGACACGCACCUGUGAGCGUGGCCGCGUGGGGCGGACUCGGAAGUGGACCGCAGCCGCCCUGCGGCCCCAGCCUGGCUGUCGGCGCGGGGCUUCUCCUCGCCUCCCCGACUUCACCGAGCGCUCUUGGCACAGCUCACCCCACCUCCCGCCCCCGGAGCGGGUCUCGGACCCGGCCCCCGGCCCCCUGCGGCAGCCGCUCGGAGCGGCUCCGCUUCCCGGCCCCGUGAGCCCCGGCACCGCGGGCGGCGGGCCGGCGCUCCCCGCGCCCCGGGACUCCAUUAAACCCUCCCGGAGACCCGCCGGGGCCAGCCCGUC
Oryctolagus cuniculus (rabbit) is the source of this 2322-nucleotide messenger RNA. The record is from RefSeq and is a predicted model, not a curated record. Lineage: Eukaryota; Metazoa; Chordata; Mammalia; Lagomorpha; Leporidae.